CACUAAAAGUUGUCUGCCAAGUGGGUUCCGCCCUCCCUGACUGUAGAGUCUUCUAGAAGUCGCCAGUGUGCGGCUUGCAUCUGUAGAUUUACAUUGUAAAACUCGUCGUUUUAUCUCGUAAACACUUGCUAAGUCUUCUGGCCCCUCAGUCAACAUGUCCACUUUGGGGACACUAGCUUUCGACGAGUAUGGAAGACCUUUCAUUAUCAUUAAGGACCAAGAUACGAAGACACGAUUAACCGGCAUUGAUGCAUUGAAGUCUCACAUUAUGGCAGCAAAGGCAGUUGCGUCAACACUUAAAACAUCUUUGGGACCUAAUGGUCUUGACAAGAUGAUGGUUGACAGCGAUGGAGAAGUGACUGUCACCAACGAUGGGGCCACUAUUCUCAGCAUGAUGGAUGUGGACCACCAGAUUGCCAAGCUUAUGGUGGAGCUGUCCAAGUCCCAGGAUGAUGAGAUUGGUGAUGGAACCACUGGAGUUGUUGUGCUGGCUGGGGCUCUGCUUGAGCAGGCUGAACAGCUGCUGGAUCGUGGAAUCCACCCCAUCCGGAUCUCUGAUGGUUACGACCAGGCUGCAUGCGUCGCUAUUGAGCAGCUGGACAAAAUUUCAGAAACCUUCCCCUGUGAUCCCAACAACACAGAACCGCUCAUUCAGACUGCCAUGACAACACUGGGAUCGAAAGUUAUCAACCGGUGCCACAGACAGAUGGCAGAGAUUGCAGUGAAUGCAAUCCUCACUGUGGUUGACAUGGAGAGGAAGGAUGUCGACUUUGAGCUUAUCAAGAUGGAGGGCAAGGUUGGAGGCAAGCUGGAGGACACACAGCUCGUCAAGGGAGUCAUAGUUGACAAGGAGUUCAGCCAUCCUCAGAUGCCUAAGAUUUUGAAAGAUGUUAAAAUGGCCAUCCUCACCUGCCCGUUUGAGCCUCCCAAGCCAAAGACCAAGCAUAAGUUGGAUGUGACCUCUGUGGAGGACUACAAAGCACUCCAGAAAUAUGAAAAGGAGAAGUUUGAAGAGAUGAUCCAGAUGGUCAAAAAGAAUGGUGCUAAUUUGGCCAUAUGCCAGUGGGGCUUUGAUGAUGAAGCCAACCACCUUCUGCUACAGAACGAGCUUCCUGCUGUGCGCUGGGUCGGCGGUCCUGAAAUCGAGUUGAUCGCCAUAGCCACAGGAGGCCGCAUCGUGCCAAGGUUCUGUGAGCUGACACCAGAGAAGCUUGGCACAGCUGGUGUGGUGAAGGAGAUCUCCUUUGGUACUACAAAGGACCGCAUGCUGGUUAUCCAGGAGUGCAAAAACACCAGGGCUGUCACCAUUUUCAUUCGUGGAGGCAAUAAAAUGAUAAUUGAGGAGGCCAAGCGUGCACUCCAUGAUGCUCUGUGUGUAAUUCGCAACCUGGUCAGAGACAACCGUGUUGUGUAUGGUGGCGGAGCUUCAGAGAUCGCGUGUGCUCUGGCUGUCAACCUGGCUGCAGAUAAGUGCCCAUCAUUGGAGCAGUAUGCCAUGAGGUCAUUUGCAGAUGCUCUAGAGGUGAUCCCAAUGGCACUGGCUGAGAACAGUGGGAUGAACUCUAUCCAGACCAUGACGGAGAUCAGAGCCAGACAGGUCAAAGAGAACAACCCCUUCCUCGGCAUCGACUGCCUGCGCAACAACACCAAUGACAUGAAGCAGCAACAUGUGAUCGAGACCCUGAUUGGCAAGAAGCAGCAGAUCUUGCUGGCUACUCAGGUAGUUAAGAUGAUCCUAAAGAUUGAUGACAUUCGAAGCCCAGGACAGAGUGAGGACUGAAACUCUCCAAAACACCAAGAUGUCUGUGCUCAUCUAGAGGUUUUUGGCACGUCCCAAAUCCAUGUUCAAACCACACUGCAUAUUGCUAUUUAUCACUUGAAUCAAAAUGUUCAGACUGUUGUAGUAUCACCAUUAAAAAGCUGGUCUGUUGAAA
Molecule: messenger RNA, 1934 nt
Organism: Monopterus albus (swamp eel)
Lineage: Eukaryota; Metazoa; Chordata; Actinopteri; Synbranchiformes; Synbranchidae
Gene: cct5
Product: chaperonin containing TCP1, subunit 5 (epsilon)
Exons: 11
Coding region: 155-1780 (541 amino acids)
Biological process (GO): protein folding
Molecular function (GO): ATP hydrolysis activity; ATP-dependent protein folding chaperone; ATP binding
Source: RefSeq, a predicted model, not a curated record